GGUCACGGGAGGAAGACUUGAGAGGGUGUAGGGGCUGUGAGGGAGGCUGGCGCUAUAUAUAAGGGAGAAGGCACCAUCACGCCCUCAGUUCCUGGCUCUCCCUCAGCUUAAAGUCAUGAAGCUUCUGUCGGUUGUGGUGCUCCUCGGCGUGGCGGCCUCAGCGGUCUUGGCGGAUGACGAUCGCUACUUCCUAUUCCACCGCCCCGCCCCUGUGCAACUGUUCCGCCCCGCGCCUCGCCCCGUCAUCAGGCCUGUGCGGUAUGUGGUGAGGCAGUUCGCGGCGCCCAUCAGCCCCUUCCACUUCUUCGACGAUGACCACUUCGACCGCAAGAAGCGCAGCGCUGAGUCGGAGACGCUCGCCGAGGACGCCAAGAGCCGGCAGAAGAGGGAUUCCGAUUUCUUCGACGAUGAUGACUUCCACUUCUUCCCCGUCCACCGCGCGGCACCCAGGAUCCUCUACAGGCCUGUCCGCCCCGCCCCCGCCCCCGCCGUGCACUACUACCGCCCCAACGCCUUGCCUUUCUACUUCGGUCGUGGAUUCUAUGACGACUAAUAAGUAGGUGUGGGCAACGUGCCAGAUUGUCGUAUUUCCCGACUUCCUACCCCAAAACUGUCUUCUGGGCUCCAAUAACGAAACUCAUUUAUAGUUAUCGUUAAAAGAGCUAGAUCCUGAUGUUUCUUGGCAAUAGUUAAGCGUCAGAAACAGGUAAAUACUAUGCUCUGAGUACGACAAUUUGGCAACGGUGCUGGUGGGUGACAGGUAGAGACGGCCGGGAUAUAUACGAUAGUUGAGACGACGGGGACAGAAGGGAUAGUGCAAUGACGUCUAAAAUGAUGUACGAUGCAAUAUAAUGACGCCAAGGGAAGAGAACAAAAUUAAUAUGAAAAUAGAAAUUAGUUAAAAAAAUGUUAAUGCAUGGAACUGUCUUUAUGUAAUGAUUUGGCCUUUCUUUUCUGUCUAUUUGUCUCUUCGCUCAUGGAAAAUUAUGAAUAAAAUGAAUUAUUAAA
Eriocheir sinensis (Chinese mitten crab) is the source of this 1008-nucleotide messenger RNA. RefSeq lists its product as uncharacterized. The coding region runs from base 116 to 553 and encodes 145 amino acids. The transcript is spliced from 2 exons. The record is from RefSeq and is a predicted model, not a curated record. NCBI's taxonomy places the organism in Eukaryota, Metazoa, Arthropoda, Malacostraca, Decapoda, Varunidae.